Triticum dicoccoides is the source of this 4832-nucleotide messenger RNA. Its product is annotated as receptor kinase-like protein Xa21. Gene Ontology annotation, biological process: protein phosphorylation. Gene Ontology annotation, molecular function: ATP binding; receptor serine/threonine kinase binding; protein kinase activity. The coding region runs from base 904 to 4338 and encodes 1144 amino acids. The record is from RefSeq and is a predicted model, not a curated record. The transcript has 2 exons. NCBI's taxonomy places the organism in Eukaryota, Viridiplantae, Streptophyta, Magnoliopsida, Poales, Poaceae.
ACCAAGAAACAAACUUCUACCUAUAAAUACAAAUAAAAGUAGCGUCCAUCGCAGGAAUUGAAUGACAUAGAAAUUAGAUAUAAUAACAUGUUGGAAAAUCCUAUAGAAAUUCAAAACAAGAGAAUGUGUGAUAGAUUUUGUUUGAUGCGCCACAGAAAAAACACAAGAAUAUAGUGAAAAUUGCCGCCUCCCCAAAGCUAGGGUUUCUCUGCCUCCCACCGGCAUCGCUGCCGAUCCACCUCGCCUCUAGUGGCCUUAGGGCCAUGGGAGCGGAGUGGAUCCCGGCCCUUGCCGGUGGGAGGGCUCUGGCAAGGGAGGGGCGAUGACAGCGGCACGCCUUCAGCUUGCUUCAGUGCUUGUAAUCGUCGCUAGAUGGUCUACGGACCUGAAUGCAAUUUUUAUUAUUUCUAGUGUUCGAUGUACUACCAUGGUUGAAAAAGAAUAGAUUAGAAGUUUUCUCGCAAAAAAAUAGUGGAAAUUGCAAGCGCCUUAUUUAAAAAAACAAUGAUAAAUUAUAGAGCUAACGUUCCUUUUUUUUGCGAGAUAGAGCAGACGUUCCUUGAGAGUGAAUUUUCGAGGGAACGCUCUUUGGUUUCCACUACUGCCCAUGAUGGGAACCUAGAAUGUCUUGUUUCGGUUACACAAAUGGGGGGUGCAGAGAAGGCAGGCCCAUGAUGGGAACUAGAAUGUCUUGUUUCGGCUACACACAAAUGGGGGGUGCAGAGAAGGCAGGCCCAUGAUGGGAACUAGAAUGUCUUGUUUCGGCUACACACAAAUGGGGGGUGCAGAGAAGGCAGGCUUCCAAGCUAGCCCCGCUAUAAAUAUGUGUGCUCACUGCUACCGCUGAAAUCUGUAGGAGGGCACAACUCAGUAGAAACAUAUACAACCGUGGGUAGCACACAAAUGGCCCAUGUAUCUGUAGGGACUAUCAGUUCAUCACUCUUCACAGCCACCGUCCUCCUCACUUUCUUGACCUCUUUUGCCCCUGCUUCUUCACUCGAUGGCACCACGCUUGGUGAUGAAUCUGGUAAGGACUUCCAAGCACUCCUCUGUCUCAAGAACCAUCUCUCUAACAACACCGAAGCCCUCGCCUCGUGGAACAAUACCCUUCAGUAUUGCAGUUGGCCCGGUGUCACCUGUGGCAAGAAGCACGCAUCUCGCGUCACAACACUUCAUCUUGAAUCUCUUGAUCUGAACGGCCAAAUACCACCCUGCAUCGGUAAUCUCACUUUCCUUGCAAGAAUCAAACUCCAGGAUAACCUGCUGAAUGGCGGGAUCCCGCCUGAGGUAGGUUUUCUGUGUCACCUUGUCGAGCUCUCCCUUUCAGAUAACAUUCUUACUGGCGUAAUACCGAACUCUUUGUCUACCUGUUCUAGCCUUCAGAUAAUCGAUCUUGGGAAUAACUACCUCCAGGGGAAGAUCCCCACAGGUUUGGCCAACUGUCUAAAUCUCACAGAGAUUUAUCUUGAUAGCAACACGCUCCACGGAAGCAUUCCGGAUGGGUUCGGCAUGCUUCCUAAGCUUUCAGUUCUGUAUGUUCCUAACAACAAAUUAACGGACAAGAUUCCUUACCCACUUGGAAGCAGCUCAUCACUCUACUAUGUCGUCCUGGCAAACAACAGCCUAACUGGAGGCUUUCCACCUCUCUUAGCAAAUAGUUCAGCACUUGAAUGGCUGGACUUGGGAAGCAAUGACCUCGAUGGAGACGUACCUCCCUCUCUCUUCAGCAGCCCAUCUCUUGAAAUCAUACUUUUGGGAAGAAAUAACUUCUCCGGGUCUAUUCCACCUUUCUCACCCAUCUCGCCGUUGCGAACUCUGUCCCUAUCAUUCAACAAUCUCACAGGAAAAAUACCUUCCACCAUAGGGAACUCCUCUUCCCUUGUUGAGCUUUUGCUUGCAGGGAAUCACUUGCAAGGCAGCAUUCCGUGGAGUUUGAGUAAAGUCCCCCACUUGGACAAAUUAGAUCUGAAUUACAACAACUUGAUAGGAGCCGUUCCAGGCUCUCUCUACAAUAUAUCAACACUCACAUACCUUGGCAUGGGAAUUAACAGCCUAACAGGAGAAAUUCCAGAAAAUAUUGGCCAUACCCUUCAAAGCAUCCAGACAUUCAUUGUUCAAGGAAACAGAUUUGGAGGUAUUAUUCCCACUUCAAUGGCCAAGGCCAGAAAUCUUCAGAGCAUUAAUCUUUGUGACAAUGCAUUCCAUGGUAUUGUUCCUUAUUUUGGGUCUUUGCCCAACUUAACCGAACUAAAUCUAGGCAAGAACCAACUCGAAGCUGGCGACUGGACUUUCCUCCACUCGCUCACCAGUUGUACAAAGCUAGUAAGUUUACGUUUAGAUGAAAAUAACCUACAAGGUGAACUGCCAAAGUCCAUAGGCGAUCUUCCAAAAAGCUUAGAAUCUCUGAUCUUGACAGCAAAUAAAAUAUCUGGUACCAUACCACACGAGAUAGGGAACCUUAGUAGCCUCAAACUUCUUUACAUAGAGCACAAUUUGCUUACUGGAACCCUUCCGUACUCACUUGGAAACCUUUCCUACAUGUUCGUUCUAAGAUUAUCAGGAAACAAGCUAUCUGGCCAAAUCCCACUUUCAAUUCGUAAACUUGGUCAACUAAGUGAGCUCUAUUUGCAGCAAAAUAAUUUGAGCGGGCCCAUCCCAGUAGCUUUAGCACAGUGCAAUAAGUUACACACCCUAAACCUCUCUUGCAACUCAUUUGAUGGAACAAUACCAAAAGAACUGUUCACUAUUUCCACACUUGCUGAAGGUCUUGAUCUGUCUCACAACAAACUCUCUGGACAUAUACCAGUGGAGAUUGGCAAAUUAAUCAACCUUUCCCCCCUCGAUAUUUCCAACAACCUGUUGACUGGAGAAAUUCCCUCAACUUUGGGCGACUGCCUCCAUUUAGAAUCCCUCCACCUGGAAGGUAAUCUACUUGAUGGGCGAAUCCCUCAAUCUUUCGCUGCACUGAAAGGCAUCAGUGACAUGGACCUUUCUCGAAACAACUUGUCUGGUCAAGUUCCAGACUUCUUUGAGGCUUUCAGCUCCCUGUCACUUCUCAAUUUGUCAUUCAACAACCUGGAGGGACCCAUGCCAACUGGUGGGAUCUUCCAAAAUGCAAGCAAGGUGUUUGUCCAAGGGAACAAAGAGUUGUGUGCUGUCUCCCCACUAUUGAGAUUGCCACUUUGCCAUACAGCUGCAUCUCAACAAAGGCACAGAUUCCACAUUCUGAAGAUAAUGGGAUUAUCUGCUCUUGUCUUAGUCAUGUUAUCAUGUAUUGGACUCAUUUUUUUAAAGAAGGGAAAGAAAGCGAAGCAAGAAGAUCAUCCAUCCGUCGAGGAGUUAAAGAAGUUCACAUAUGCUGAUUUAGUGAAAGCAACAAAUGGUUUCUCUUUAGCCAACUUGGUUGGUUCAGGAAAGUAUGGGUCCGUAUACAAAGGUAGAAUUGAGUCUGAAGAACAUGCAGUUGCGAUCAAAGUUUUCAAACUUGAUCAGCCUGGAGCAACGAAAAGCUUCGUUGCUGAAUGCCAGGCACUCAGAAGUACUCGUCAUCGUAAUCUUGUAAGGGUGAUCACAGUAUGCUCGACAAGUGACCUGACAGGAAAUGAGUUCAAAGCUCUUCUCCUUGAAUAUAUGGUUAACGGCAACCUUGAAAGUUGGCUCCAUCCAACACUCCACGAGCAUCAUCUGAAAAGGCCCUUGUCUUUGGGUUCAAGAAUAGCAAUAGCAGUAGACAUAGCAGCUGCUUUGGAUUACCUGCAUAACCAUUGCAUGCCUCCUAUGACACACUGUGAUCUGAAGCCAAGCAAUGUCCUUCUGGAUGAUGUCAUGGGCGCAUGUGUUGGUGACUUCGGGUUGACUAAGUUUGUACACAGUUAUACUUCUUCUAGGAUUGAUGGUUCUACGAGCUUAGUGGGACCAAGAGGAUCAGUUGGAUACAUUGCACCAGAAUAUGGCUUUGGGAGCAAAAUCUCUACCGAGGGUGAUAUUUACAGCUUUGGAGUCAUCGUCUUAGAAAUGCUCACAGGGAAGCGUCCAACUGAUGAGAUGUUUAAAGAUGGCCUGAGCCUUUACAAUUUUGUUGAAAAAUCAUUUCCUGAAAAGAUUGGCGAGAUUCUAGAUCCGAGAAUCAUUCCCUAUUAUGCGGACCAAGACGGAGAAGCAGGCAGGGCUGUAGAUCAAGAAAAUCAUCAUCAAAUGGCUGGAAUGAGCUGCAUCAUCAAGCUCGUUAAGAUUGGCCUCAUGUGCGCUGCAGAGACACCCAAAUAUCGUCCCUCAAUGCAGGAUGUUUACGUUGAGGUCACCGCAAUCAAAGAUGCAUUUUCAGCACUGCAGGGUUGAGCAAAAACUGCAAACAUUUAAUAUUGCUCAGAUGUUGCUGCUGCAGGAUGACCUAAGACUAGUUUCCUUUACUUAAUGCUUUACCUUUUCUCGAUAGAAAUCGUGUUAUGUCGUGGAUCGUCUUCCAUUUUACAAGUAAAUCUAUGUUCGUCGUGUAUGUAAGCUGUGGUUCAACCUAUAUCAAAUAAAAAGUUCAGCACAUGAACUUUUCUUUCGACUUGGAUUUUCCUUUUUCUUUCAAAACUAGUAUUACCUCCGUCCCGAAUUACUUGUCUUAGAUUUGUUUUGAUACGGAUGUAUCUAAGAGUUCUAGAUACGAAGUAAUUCGGGACGGAGGGAGUAGUAAACUGCAAGUAAUUAAGCCCGACUAUCGACUAAUCACACCCUCAUAAAGAUAACUUGCACAGCAGUACAUCGAAUUGCUAAACUUGAAAGUUGAAACCGAUGUGCAAGGAUAUCACAUUUUCCUAGUAGUACAAUUUUAUCAGAGAGCA